AUGAUCUUGCGUGAGAAGUAUGCGGGCGGUCGGCAGCCCAGCUCCGUGUUUUGGGCUGUGGUGCAGCCAGCAGUGUCCUUGGGUUUCUUGGUGGUGGGAUUGUCCGCCUUUUUCGGGGAGCCCAUCGUGGAUUGGACCCCCAUCACUGCGCAGUACCUGGGCUUCUUGCGGCCCAGCGAGGGGAUCAACUUCCUCCCACAGGGCGCCUUCAUGUGUUUCUAUGGCUUCUUCGGCUUUUUUGUCUUCGGUCCCAUCCAGUGGUACAUCAACAUCUUCAACAUUGGUCAGGGCGUUUGUGAGUUCAACAAGAACGAUGGCAUGAUGUACAUUGUGCGGAACAACGAGAUGAUUCGCGAGGUGCCCUUGGAAGACUUCCAAGCUGUGAAGUUCGAGUGGACCAACUUGGCCGUCUUGGGUGCGCGGGAUGUGUACCUCAUUUGCCAGGAUGGAAAGGAGAUCCAUUUCAUGGACGAUCCCGAAGUGUACCCGAGAGCUUUGAGCUUUGAGAGCACUCAGGGUCGAAUCAUCACAUACCUUCUUGAGUUUGAAUGGGAUUUGCCCGUCCGGGCGCUUGCCACGCAACAAGUGGCAAAGCCUUAUUGA
Durusdinium trenchii is the source of this 603-nucleotide messenger RNA. Lineage: Eukaryota; Dinophyceae; Suessiales; Symbiodiniaceae. The record is from the annotation of a GenBank genome assembly.